This is a messenger RNA of Hyalella azteca, 2451 nucleotides long. RefSeq names its product MTRF1L release factor glutamine methyltransferase (gene HemK1). The record is from RefSeq and is a predicted model, not a curated record. The transcript is spliced from 7 exons. Lineage: Eukaryota; Metazoa; Arthropoda; Malacostraca; Amphipoda; Hyalellidae. Gene Ontology annotation, biological process: protein methylation. Gene Ontology annotation, molecular function: nucleic acid binding; protein methyltransferase activity. Bases 68 to 1231 code for a protein of 387 amino acids. Gene Ontology annotation, cellular component: mitochondrion.
CAGUUAACACAAAAAGAAUUUUUUAUAUAUUAUAUAGUCUGCCUCAACCACCUUCACAACACGAAAAAUGAUCUCCACUAACAGUAUCAAGAUUUUAAACGUCGUGAAGCGGGUGACAUUUCAUCGCACGUCGCAAGUGUUGCAGCAAACAAGAAAUGUAGCAGCUUCUCCUCUUCGUCCUCCGUGUCACACGAAGAGCUUCUCGUCGUCAUGUCCUCGUCAGAGCGUCUCUCCUGACGACCAUCACUCUCUUACUGCGGGCACUAGUGAAAAUUUCUCACCAACUGAUCGGGGGCCAUACUUUCAAAAUUCGCUAAGUGAACAAAGUGUGGGCGCUGUCGUGCGUCGCUACGCCGACGAGCUGCAGGAGCGCGACGUGCCUGAAGCGCUGCUCUCCGUGCAGCACAUCGUCGCUAGCGUGCUGGACUGCAGCAGGGCUUCCCUUGAGUCAAAAGAAGGCCAGGUUUUGUCGCCCAGUCAGUCGGAAGACCUGAGACGGCUCAUCACCUGUAGACUAGAGAGGGCUCCAGUGCAGUAUAUCAUCGGGGACUGGGACUUCCACGACAUCACCCUGGACGUGCGGCCGCCCGUGUUCAUCCCGCGGCCGGAGACUGAGCAGCUCGCGGAUGACGUCAUCCGCUGCGUCAAGGCCUGGCCGGGCGCAGGCAACCCGCGGCUGCUGGAGCUCUGCUGCGGCUCUGGCGCCAUCACGCUCGCUGUGCUGCGCGCCUGUCCUGGGGUGGAGGCAACAGCAGUUGACCGGAGCGCCGAGGCAGUGUCCCUCACUGCCCACAACGCCGUGAAGCUGGGGGUUCAGUCACGGCUGACGGUGAAGCAGUGCGAGGUGACGGAGGAGCCUCUCGUGUGUCUGCCCCUCCAGCGCUACGACAUUAUAGUCGCCAACCCGCCCUACGUGCCCACCGCACACCUCCGCGACCUCGCGCCUGAAAUUCGCUUAUACGAAGACCUGCGGGCGUUGGACGGAGGACCAGAUGGUCUGACGGUCAUCAAGCUCAUCCUGCGCCAAGCGGCCAACCUACUUAGUGAAGAAGGCUUACUCUUCCUUGAGGUGGAUGAGCGACACGGGCGGGAGCUGCCGCUGUGGCUGCAAGAGGAACAAGAGCGCAACCAGUCGCUGCGAUGCCUGCAGUUCGUCAGCGUGCAGAAAGACUUCUCUGGCAGGGACAGAUUCAUUAGGUUCAGAAGAGUCCUCGAGCACAAUUACUCGUGAUAAUAGGAGCAAAAUUAUCUACACGGACUGAUGAACUUCAUCGAGCAGAUGAUAGUAAUUGUUUCAUUUCCAAAAGUAUUAAAAAUAUCUAUGUGUACCUGAACAUCAUCCACGUAGUCCUUGGCUGACGGAGUUGAGUUCAUGGUUUUUCCCACGAUCAGGUGUUAUGGGUUUACCAUUGAGCUCAUUGGAGUCGCACGAACGCCGUUCAUGCAGGAGUAUGCAGUAUGGUCAUGGUUAACAUCAUGGUCACACUGCAGUAUUGUUGGUAGUAUGAUGUGCUGGUGAUAUAGUGUGACAUCAGCUUGUGAUGCUCGUCAUGUUCUCAAAAUUGUUCAUGGUUUGCGUUGAAGGAUUAGACCAACGACGCGGUUCAUCGAGAGCCUGAGAUUAACACCAACGAUUCAAUGAAUCGCACCUAAGCCGUCGCCCAAUACCGUAAAAUUUUCGUCCAGGUCUCAUGGCGAAAUAAAAUCUAAAUCGGUUGAAAUAUUUAGUCAGUGAAUCUCAGAUUGUUAUAUGAUAUUUGUUGCUUCAACUUUAAUCGACAGCAAUGCAGUGAGAGAAAUUUUUAACCGAUAAUUUAUCGACGUUUUAUCUAUUCACGAGAAAAUUGCGCCUAGUAUUGGACUCCAGCAAUGUAUUUUCAUUGUGACCUUGAGGUAAUUGGGAGAAAAUUGAAUAUCAAUAUGCAAAAUAUAUGUACUUGAAUACAAUCUUGGAUUCCACACAUACAAAAAUAACGUAACAAGAAGCUAUUUCUGCUCAUCAAAACCCAACACAAUAUAGGAAUUAAAUCUACAAUGAAGUUGACACCUAUAAUUAAACCGAGUCUAAUGAAGUAUCAGUCGUGAGAGCAAAAGGGAAGAGCUUAUAUAGAGAACACUUAUAAUAUAAAUAACACAAAUAUAAUAAGACACACGAGAGGCGAGUUCAAGGGCCAUUAAUAACGUGAUGGUCACAGCUCACGAUCGAUUAUAUAAAUUUCUUGAGCGACUCGACAUGACUAAUAGGAAGCUCCAUGAACGUUUCACUGCUGACUGCGAUGCUUGCCAAGCUGCUGGGGGAAGCUGAUGGUCUCCUUGCGGCCCUCGGCCAUCAGGGCUUCGAUUUCCUCAACACUGCAGGAAGAGAAUAAAUAAUUUAGUAAUGGUUUUAUAUUUAAUUCUUGUUUUCCUUGCAUCAAAUAGUUGAGAAAAUAAAGUGGUGUGGACAUCGAA